This is a messenger RNA of Guyanagaster necrorhizus, 1405 nucleotides long. RefSeq names its product terpenoid synthase. The record is from RefSeq and is a predicted model, not a curated record. Gene Ontology annotation, molecular function: carbon-oxygen lyase activity, acting on phosphates. NCBI's taxonomy places the organism in Eukaryota, Fungi, Basidiomycota, Agaricomycetes, Agaricales, Physalacriaceae. The transcript has 6 exons. Bases 284 to 1285 code for a protein of 333 amino acids.
CGCUGCCUCGUGGUGCUUGUUAUUCUAACCUGUCUUGUACCUGAAACCAAACCCGGCAGACUUUAAGUUUCAAGCAAUGCUAUGUUUCUAUGUUUUUGUUGUCCAUUGUCUUAUAUCGGUCUCACGCUCUACCUUUCUUUCUGCGGAACACUCGGGCGCGGAAUUUCAAAGACGAAAUGGAGAUACCCGCUUACAGAUGGCUGUGAGAUCUUCUUUGCGACGCUGAUAUCGGAUAUUAGACGAAAAUGGGACGUAGGCGGCCUCUUCUAAGCGAACACCUGCAAUGACUUUAUCUACUUCGACGCGUCCUAGACGUGGCAUCCGACGUCGAGACAUGCCCUCCUGGACGUCAGCACUCUCUGGUCUUGCUGGUCAUCUACUAGCCUUUAAACAGAGGCAUGCAUCGAAGGAAGCCGGUCACACUAUAUUGUCUUUCCUGCAUCACUUUGACACGAGCAAUCUGCCUUCCAUUUGGGACCCAACGCUACAAUCUCUCUGUAUAGUAGAGGCCGAGCGCCGCGGCUAUUCGGUCGAGGUGCUCAAGCCUUACCUUGUCUUGGGGCUGAACAUUACCACCGCCGCAUACCAUUACAUCGACGAUACCAACGUCAAGAUGUUCAUUUCAUUCUUCUGCAUGUUCUUGAUAUACCUCGACGACGUCUAUCCAGACGAUUCGGACGCGUUGGGUGGAGUUCCCGAUUUCACCAGGCGUUUCACAUCAUCAGAGAAGCAGUCGAGCAAAAUCCUAAACGACUUGGCUGAUCUUCUCACCGAAAGUUCUCAGCACUUCGGCAAAGUCACUGCAGACUUCAUCGUCCACUCCGCCUUAAAGUUCAUUACCGGGCUCAUCUUAGAGGUCCAAAGCAAGUUCGAGCCGACGCAUCGAGUUGAGGAAUACGCCAUAUUCCUCCGGGAGCAGUGUGGGCUCGCGGAAGCCUUUGCCAUGUUUAUUUUCCCCAGAGACCUCCCAUACCAGUUGUACAUCCAAGCUCUCCCUUCUAUGCGCGAUUUCAUCGACUUCGCGAAUGACAUCCUUUCGUUCUACAAGGAGGAGUGUAGUGGCGAUACCAACAAUUUCAUAUCUCUGCUUGCUCAAGCGCGUCGCUCACCGAAGAUCAAAGUCCUCCGCUACGUGGUGAGGCAGUGUUUGGAGGCAUAUGAGAGGACGUUGCGUAUCCUGUCGCCACAUAGGGAGGCGCAUAAGGCUUUCAGGAAUUUCACGAGCGGGUAUUUGGCCCUUCAUUUGGGCAUGAAGAGAUACAGACUUAGCGAGCUGGGUAUAUAGUACGAUUUCCUCCUCUAAUUUAUGAAUUAUUAAGAUACUGUACUUUACGGGCCACUGGCAUAAUCAGAUACCCAUCCUUUUCAAAAUUUCUUUAUCUUUGUACUCGAAUAUAUGAUGACG